AUGUCAUUUCCAGCAAGUCCAAGUAUUAAGUUUCUUGGCUCUACACCAAAUUUUGGAAAUGUUUACCAAUCUUCUUCCAUUGUGGGGAAUCAGCUGGGUGUCGAAGAAGAUUAUCACACUUUUUUCAUCGAUGUGCCAUUUCAGGUAGAAAAUGACGGUAAACCCUGCAGGAAACAAUUGAUAGACAGGAACCUUGACUUGCAUCCUCUGGAAGGGAGUGGUGACAUAAAGAGUAUAAAAAGUAACAUAAACAGAGAAACUAAUUUUCUGCCACUUCAUAUAAAAAGAAAAACUUUAGACGGCAAAAGAACUAGUUCUAGUCCUGUUUCAGAAAAGGGUAGCUCUAGAUAUUUGUCAACAGAGCAUUCUGGAUCAACCUUGGGUGUGGAAAGAGGCCAUGGAAGAAACUUGCUUGCUGAUUCACCAAAGAAACAAACGGCACCAAGUCCUUCUCCUACACCAGCCAGUUCUCCAUUAUCACCAAGUAAUGGUCCAACACCAGCCAGAUCUCCAUUAUCACCAAGUCAUGCACCAACACCAGCCACUUCUCCACCAUCAACACCACCUCCUACUCCCAAAAAAAAGGAUUUACCACUCCCAAAAGAUAUGUUUGCACCAUUUCCACCUCUACCCCCUAUAGCUCGUUCUCCUCCCAAAAAUUCUAAACCUACAGUCCAGACUCCUGCUCCUCCAACAUCUAGCGCUGAUGACAAAAAGAAGAAAACAAUUAUUUUAGCUACCACUUUAUCAGGUGUUGUAAUCUUGAUAGGCUUGUUCCUAUGCUAUCGUGAGACCAAAAAGAAGAGAAGUGAUAGGGAUGACAGGCCUUUGCUCGUAUUAACCUCGGAUGAUUAUACUGGCGGUACAAGGAAGGUUGUUCAAUUAGGAAAUUCUAGAAGGGAUGAAUAUGGCAUUGGCGAUGGAAAGAACCCUUCUCAUGUUAGAAAUUUGUCCAGUAGGAAGGGUGUAGAUGUCAACGUCUCAAUGGUUGACAUAGCAUCAUCAUCAUCAGAAGGCGGAAGAAAACUAACAGUAUCCCCUAGUGUAAAGUCUGACCCUCCUCCUCCUCCUCCUCCCCCACCUCCUCCUUCUUCUUCUUCUUCUCUUCCUCCUCCUCCUCCCCCUCCUCCUCCUCCAUCUUCUUCCUCUUCUUCUACUCCUCCUCCUGGCCGUACUGCUGGACCACCACCACCACCUCCUCCCGCUAAUCGUACACCGCCGCCCCCAAAAGGUGCUCAUGCUCCGCCAGCUCCUCCCAAACCAGUUGGAGGUGCGAAUCAUGGACCACUACUUCCUAAAGAAGGAAGUUCAAAUGACGGCGAUGCUCAAGCUCCAAAACCAAAACUAAAGCCAUUUUUUUGGGAUAAGGUUAAUGCAAAGCCUGGCCAAACAAUGGUGUGGCAUGAGAUCAGUUCGGGAUCAUUCGUGAUCAAUGAGGAAAUGAUGGAGUCUUUAUUUGGCUGCGCCAACCAGAACAAGAAUGAUCGCAAAAGAGAUUCAUCCUUAGAAAAUUCAGUGCAAUAUAUUAAGCUUAUUGAUCCUAGGAAAGCACAGAACUUGUCAAUUCUUUUGCGAGCUCUGAACGUCACAACAGAAGAAGUUGUCGAUGCUCUUGUAGAAGGAAAUGAGAUUCCUAUUGAGCUGAUACAGACGUUGCUGAAGAUGGCACCUACACAAGAUGAGGAACUGAAGCUAAGGCUAUUCACAGGACAACUGCAUGAACUAGGCCCAGCAGAGAGGUUUCUCAAAGUGUUGAUUGAGAUACCAUUCGCUUUCAAACGUCUUGAAUGUCUGUUGUUCAUGCAUAACCUUCAAGAAGAUUUCUCAAGCAUUAAGGAAUCCUUUGCCACGUUAGAGGUGGCAAGCAACGAUCUGAGAAAAAGCAGGCUAUUCCUGAAACUCCUAGAAGCAGUUCUGAAAACCGGCAACCGUAUGAAUGACGGAACCUACCGCGGCCGUGCGCAAGCAUUCAGGCUCGACACCCUCCUCAAACUCUCCGACGUCAAGGGAACAGACGGCAAGACCACGCUCCUGCACUUCGUCGUCGAGGAGAUCAUCCGCUCCGAGGGAAUCCGCGCCGCGCGCAACGAAAGAGCCAGCCGGAGCAUCUCUAGCGUCAACACCAGCGACGAAUCCGACGAGGGCGAGGAGUCCGAGGAGCACUACCGCAGCGUCGGCCUCCAGGUGGUGUCGAGCCUCGGUGCGGAACUCGAGGCCGUGAAGAAGGCGGCGCUGAUAGACGGCGACGCGCUCACCACGACGGUGUCGAAGCUGGGGCACUCGUUGGUGAAGACGCAGAAUUUUCUUGACACGGAAAUGAAGAACAUCGCGGAAGAGAGCGAGUUCCAGAACAGCAUGGAGCAGUUCAUGGUAAACGCGAGGAAGGAGGUGAUGUGGAUGGUGGAGGAGGAGAAGAGGAUAAUGGCGCUGGUUAAGAGCACUGCCGAUUACUUUCACGGCAAUGCCGGGAAGGAUGAAGGUUUACGUUUGUUCCUAAUCGUACGUGAUUUCUUGAUCAUAUUGGACAAGGUUUGCAAAGAAGUGAGGGACACGACCAUGACGCCGGCGAAGGCUCCCACCACUACCAAGAAGAAGCCUAAGACUCCUACGGCUUCUUCCCCUAACGCGCGUAAUCCAGAUUCGCCAAAGCCAUCCACUAAUCUCCACAGUAAGCUCUUUCCUGCCAUUGCUGGGAGGAGAAUGGAUUACUCUAGCUCUGAUAGCUCCGAUGAUGACGACGACUAACUUCCACUUUCAUAUAUUGAUAUGAAUAUGAUCUAAACUCACAUCAAAAUGGCACCAGUUGAAGGAUUUAUUGGUCUUUUCUUUUUAUAUAUUGUGGUGUUGUUUUGUAAAUUGAGCCAUAGAAAAGGGGAGGGUCGAUUUAGCUUUGUGGUUUGUGACUGACUUUGACUACAAAGCCUGUUGUUGUACUGCUUCAUCUCAUGCAAAGUUAAGGAAACAAAGCGUUGUUCAUGGGUUUCGGUAAGCUGCCUCUGAUUAUCUGAAGGGACAUGUGUAUUGAUUAUCGUAGCAUUUCAGUGUGGACUCCUGAUCAAUGCUUAGUAUGGUUUUGUUCUUCGAAGUUCUAAAGUUUUUCUUGUCUAACCUUUUACAUGGA
Messenger RNA from Vigna umbellata (rice bean), 3121 nucleotides. The record is from RefSeq and is a predicted model, not a curated record. Lineage: Eukaryota; Viridiplantae; Streptophyta; Magnoliopsida; Fabales; Fabaceae.